CUUCAGCAAAUCGAACCAGUGCGCAUGCGUGGAACAUUCGAUCACUGUUGGUGUAGCUAACGGCUAGGCUACGGAUCCAGCCAACAUGGAGAGAAAAGUUCUGGCACUACAGGCGAGGAAGAAGAGGGCGAAAGCAAAGAAGACCAGCAAAAAACAGCCAGUCAAUCCCAGAGCUCGACAGCCAACCCAACUGGAGGCCUCACCGCAGGAACCUGAAGAACCUGAGGAGAUUCUUGGCUCUGAUGAUGAGGAACAGGAGGACCCCAAUGACUACUGCAAAGGUGGCUACCACCACGUGAAAGUAGGAGACCUUUACAACGGAAAAUAUCACGUGAUCCGGAAACUUGGCUGGGGACACUUCUCCACAGUGUGGCUUGCCUGGGACAUCCAGGUGAAGAGGUUUGUUGCAAUGAAGGUAGUGAAGAGUGCAGAGCACUACACAGAAACAGCAGUGGAUGAGAUCAAACUCCUCAGAUCUGUAAGAGAGUCAGACCCCGAUGAUCCCAAACGGGAGAUGGUGGUCCAGCUGCUAGAUGACUUCAAGAUCUCUGGGGUUAAUGGAACACAUGUCUGCAUGGUGUUUGAGGUGUUGGGCCAUCACUUAUUAAAGUGGAUAAUAAAGUCCAAUUACCAGGGGCUGCCCCUGCCGUGUGUGAAGAGCAUUGUAAGACAGGUACUCCAAGGCCUGGACUACCUGCACACAAAGUGUCAGAUCAUCCACACAGACAUCAAGCCAGAGAAUAUUCUGAUGAGUGUUGAUGAGCCUUACGUCCGCAAGCUUGCAGCUGAAGCCACAGAGUGGCAGAGGGCAGGGGCGCCUCCCCCCUCGGGUUCAGCAAUAAGCACAGCGCCUGCUCCCAAACAGACAGUAAAAAUGUCCAAGAACAAGAAGAAAAAGUUAAAAAAGAAGCAGAAGCGUCAGGCAGAGCUCCUGGAGAAGUGCAUCUUAGACCUGGAGGAGAUUGAAAAGACCACAGAGACUCGAGAGGAGGAAGAUGAUGAAGAUGAGGACCCACAGUCGCCAAAGGGACGGGCCUGUGCUCCUCUCAGACAGGUGUCUCUUCAGGAACUAGGAAAUGAGGAAAUAGAGGAGAGCUUGAGUGCAGAUUUCAUGAGGACGGGACCAGAAGCACUGUCAGAAGUAAACUGUAACGGCCACGUGGAGGUGGACAAGAAGCAGUCCCAAUGGAGGGACGAAGACCAACACAACGGCAACGCAGAACCCACAGAGAAAUGUGCCAGUCAGGAGGAGCAGCACAACGAGUCCACUGUCAACUCUGUCUGUAAUGGUGUAGACUCUGCAGAUCUCAAGGAGCUGGACACUGACACUGGUGGCAGGGGUGCUCACAUCAGUGGAAUCAGGGAGAGAUGUCUUUCUGCUGGUCUGGAGGAGGGAGAGCUGGAGAAAAGCAUUUUACUGGAGGAGGAAGACGACUGUCAAUAUACAACCGAGGAAGGACUGAGCAACGGUCAGUCAGCCAAAUUCAGCAAGCAAACAGCGGGAGCCCUGCUAGUUAACCCUCUUGAGCCACUCAAUGCAGACAAGAUCAAGGUCAAGAUUGCAGACUUGGGAAAUGCCUGCUGGGUGCACAAGCACUUUACAGAAGACAUCCAGACACGGCAGUACCGGUCCUUAGAGGUACUCAUUGGAUCUGGAUAUAGCACACCGGCCGACAUAUGGAGCACAGCCUGCAUGGCCUUUGAGCUUGCCACAGGGGACUACUUGUUUGAACCACAUUCUGGAGAAGAUUAUUCCAGGGAUGAAGACCAUCUUGCUCUCAUGAUUGAGUUGCUCGGUAAAAUCCCUCGUCACUAUGCGCUGAGUGGGAAAUACUCACAGGAAUACUUCAACAAGAGAGGUGAAUUGAAACACAUUACCAAGCUGAAGCCGUGGGGUCUGCUGGAGGUGCUGGUCGACAAGUACGAGUGGCCCCGCGAAGAAGCCGAGUGCUUCACCGACUUCCUGAUUCCCAUGCUAGAGCUGAUCCCAGAGAAAAGAGCAACGGCUGCCGAGUGCUUGCGGCAUCCCUGGCUCACCCUCUAGUGGAGAUCUCUAGCCAUUGCACCUCCCUUUCUUACCCCUUUUUUUUUUUUUCUCCAGAGACUGCAACAGGUCACUUUUCCAGUUUGGGCAUAUCAGAUGAAUAUUUAUUUCUCUUUUUGUUUGUUGUUUUGGAUUUCUUACGUUCUUCGUUUUUUGAACUAAUGCUUCUGUGUAUGUUUGUAUUUGUUGGUUCUUCUCUCGGUGUGCCGACGUCCAGGAAUCCAGUGGGUUAUAUUACUUUGUGCUCAUGUUGGCUCCAACUGCUGUGCUCCGUUCACCCACCCAAUUAAGCAAACCUGUUAUUGUACUGCUAGUGACUCAUCCUUGUUUGUUACACUCCUGCACUAAAAUACAAACAAAUCAAGGAUAUGUAGCUUUUAUUGGUAAUUUUUGUUCCCUUUAAAGGAACAUACUAUCACUUCUUUUCUCGUACAUUUUCAUUAGUGCUGUGUUGUUUUUUAAAAUGAGUUAUUUCAUCUUCUAUUACACAUGUAAGGUAUAUAUUUUGUAUUUGUAAAGUAGGCUAAGGAAGUUGCACACUGGGCUGACAUUUACACUGACUGUGGUAAUAGCAUUUCUGCAAAUAGAUCCUCUAGUUUAACAUCAACUGUCUGAUGAAGUAGGUCACAUUAUUUAGAUAUAUCAAAAAAAAAAAACAGUUAGUGUAGGUUAGUUACUUCUAACAGUGAACUUUCAUUCUCAUGGGAGGCUGGUUUUCUCAUACACCGAACACGAUUCAGGAAUAUAGUAUUUUAAAAGGUUUCAACAAGACAUGUUAAGGAGCCCAAUCGAAAGGAAAAAAGUGGAAAUAAACUGUAUAUAUCUGUACCAAAGAGUUUGCCUUUAUGUAAAUGACAGUUAUGUACAGUUUUUAACAAAUCUUAUAUCAUAGCUAAAACGAUUUAGCUGGGUAGCUGUGUUUUAAUAAAGUGUAUGGAAGAUGUGUUCGAGCUCAGUUGUAUGAAUGGCCAACUGUUCAAUAAUAUCACUGUUUUUAGAAAUGGGGAGAUCUGGUGUUCUGUCAUGGUGUCCAAAUUUGAUCAUAUCAAAGUAAACUAUCUUUAUCUGUUAAAGUUGAGCUGAACGGAAAAAAAAAAAAAACUAAAUUUACAUCAGUUUCAUGAGAUCUUAGCUUUUGUGUGAGCUGUUAAUUUACGAAACUGUACUACACACCAUACAAUAAAACAGAUGUUCAUACAAAA
Labrus bergylta (ballan wrasse) is the source of this 3246-nucleotide messenger RNA. It is a transcript of the gene srpk1a, whose product is annotated as SRSF protein kinase 1a. Gene Ontology annotation, biological process: regulation of mRNA processing; intracellular signal transduction; peptidyl-serine phosphorylation. Gene Ontology annotation, molecular function: ATP binding; protein serine/threonine kinase activity. The record is from RefSeq and is a predicted model, not a curated record. Gene Ontology annotation, cellular component: nucleus; cytoplasm. Lineage: Eukaryota; Metazoa; Chordata; Actinopteri; Labriformes; Labridae.